CCCAUAACGAUCCAAGCUGAUUAUACGGACAGUGGAGCUCUAGCGGGUAACCAUUUCUACCAUUCCAUGGGUGUUCAUCAUGACAUGUUUAAUGAAAGGUGUGCAGUACUGAAGCGCCGCAUUACCUCUGCAUAGAGGAACUACAGUCAUGAUCAGCUUCAGACCUUGGAGACAUCUGAGGGAUUCUUCACAAUGGCACCAGAAGAUUUCUGGGCGAUAUGGCAAGCUGUAAACAUAGCAACUGGACAAGAAGAUUACUUGUAGACGAGUUGAAUGGCAUCAGAACUGCUUUGUAUUCAAAUGCCCAUCUGGCUUUAGAGAUGUCAUCGUUUUCACAUCCAAACCAUCAGUUGGAUCCCAGGCUGGCUCAGGCUGCUUCCCCAUCAUUAACAGAAAAAAGGUCAGUUUUCAAAUCAUCUGCCGAUGAUAAGGAGUGCAUGUCAACUACGCACAGUCAUCUGAAUUCGGGGUCAAUUAUUUGUUCCUCUUCAAGCUAUGGCGGUACUUUGGACUGCCCCAUGUCACUGUCAUCGGACUGUGGAGAACUUACAAGUACCCCGAAUAGCGUCGACAACGUAUCACAAGAGUUACUGCCACAGUCAAGUUAUACAGUAUGCUCGAGCCACCAACUUACCUCUCAAUCAGUUUUGCCUUUGUCGUCAGCCUGUGGAACAGUUACACUAAGCAGAGAAACCCAGAAUCAGAUGGGGCAACUUGAAGAGUCGGAGAAGUCAAUUCAGUUGGAGCUGUCAGAAUUUUCCUUCGCCAGCCGAGAGGUUGGUCUGUCUCAGUCAGCAGACAGUCAUGGAACCUCCUGCAUGGAAAAUCGUGGGUGUUCAGUUCAAAUUAAGGUUGAAGAGAUGGAAGAGCCUGUAAACAGUGCUUCACUGACAAGUGAUAACUUAGAACAGUUAACUAUCUUGUCAGACCAAUCCCAUCCAUUCUUAUCGGGUACUCAGCAACAAUUUAACACAGAGAAAUCAUGCAAAGCCAAUAAUAUUGGUGAACUACCAACAAAUCAUGGCUGUGCUGGUAAAAGCAGUGCAGACACUAAUGACCAGGGCCUAUUGGGUAGUAAAGAAACUAAUGACCAGUAUCAGGGCUCUGCAUUGAGUAAUAAAGAAACUAAUGACCAAUGUCAGGGCUCCUCUUUAUUUAGUAGUGAGGAAACUAAUGACCAAUGUCAGGGCUCCUCUUUAUUUAGUAGUGAGGAAACUAAUGACCAAUGUCAGAGCUCUGCAAUGAGCAGCACAGCAAGUAAAAAACAGUGUCAGAGGUCUGAGACUAGUGGCCAGUGUCGGAUCUCUGCAACGAGUAGUAAAGAAACUAAUGACCAAUGUGGGGGCUCUGCAUUGAGUAGCAAAGAAACUAAUGACCAACAUCAGGUCCCUGCAUCAAGUACCAAAGAAACUAAUGACCAAUGUCAGGUCCCUACAUCAUACAGCAAAGAAACUAAUGACCAAUGUCAGGUCCCUACAUCGUACAGCAAAGAAACUAAUGACCAAUGUCAGGUUCCUUUAUCGUGUAGCAAAGAAACUAACGACCAAUGUCAAUUGUACAAUUUCGUUAUUUUUUCCCAUGAUGACGAUGCAGAUAAAGCCGAUUGCAUCUUUCACCUCUUAGAAGACAAACAUCUUCGAGGAUUCAAAAAUGGCAGAGACGACACGCCAGGAACAUUUAAGAGCGAUGAGCUUGUGAAAGCCAUCAAGAAUACUGAGAAGAUUUUGUUACUUCUCACACCCAAGUCAAUUGACGACGAGUACUUCAAAUAUGUGAUGAAUUUGAGUUUAACACACUCAAUAGAAAGGGGGAGUACAAACUUAAUAAUACCCAUUUGUUUAGGGAUAGAACGAUGCCAAGUGCCUGACGCACUGAUGUCUAAAUGUUGUAUUCAUUCUAACGAUAUCAGUGAUAAAUUUAAAGACAGUCUUUUCAGGGUAUUUCGUUCUACAUGUAGAUCUUCAUUAACUUCUAGUGUGAGUUUUGAUUCUCAAUCCAGCUCACCUACUUGUAGUAUAAUGGAAAGUCACAGUAUGCCAUCUUCUUCAUCCCCAAACAAGCGAUGGUACACUUCAAUUUUUCGGUUGUUUUCCUCUCACAAGUAACAUCACCAAUUUGUCUCAACUAAAGUUUUCAUUUGUGGUAAUUUAUAAGAAUUACUUGAAAAUUUAUCCUGUUUUGGGUCUCCAGCAUGUUCGUCUAGCAGCCUGGAUUCGUUUUUCACGCAAGCAAAGUGAAUUUUUUUUACAAUGAAGGCCUAAUUAGAAAAUAGCACGACUGAUUGUUUGCAGUGCAAAAAUUCGCUUUGCUUUUACUUUAAGUAUGAACCAGGCCUAGAGGGACACGGUGCCUUCAGACUGGGCAUUUGAGCUUGAAAAGUGUUUGUCAUAAAAUAUGGUUGGAAAGAAGUAGAAUUGAUCAAAUUUACACAUAUUAUCCCUGGAAUUUGUGUGAAUCAAAUUUACACAUAUUAUCCCUGGAAUUGUGUGGUUUUCCCUGAGACUUCAUGAACUAACGGGGUCUGCCAUCGUGUAGAACAAUAUCUUUUACUGCACAGAGUACAGACCGUGUUAGUUUAAGAAGGAAAUCGUAAACCACACAAUUCUGAGAUUAUUUGCGACUGUUGUGAAUAUUUAUAACUCAAAUUUGAAAUUAUUUUCCAAAAAUAAUAAUUUUAUGACAAACGCUCAAAUGAGCCUAAUCUGAAGGUAAAGUGUCCAUUCAAAUUGAUCUUCAUUUUGUUGAUGUUUACAUGUAUGUGAAGUGCCAGUAGUAAUAAACACAUUUCUUUUU
Messenger RNA from Asterias rubens (European starfish), 2793 nucleotides. RefSeq lists its product as uncharacterized. Gene Ontology annotation, biological process: signal transduction. The record is from RefSeq and is a predicted model, not a curated record. Lineage: Eukaryota; Metazoa; Echinodermata; Asteroidea; Forcipulatida; Asteriidae. The transcript is spliced from 2 exons. Bases 219 to 2105 code for a protein of 628 amino acids.